AUGGUGAAAAGAUUUGAAUUCGUGCAUGCGAUUUUCCUGCACAAUGUCUUGAUUCAAUGUUUACUCGGAGUAAAAGGACAAUCUGCUUGCCCCAGUGGCUUGGUUGAGUUUGAUUCAUCCUGCUACUUAUUUCAUAACAUCCGAUCUACAUGGACUGAAGCAAAAACCCACUGCCAAGAAAGUGCUGGAGCAAUUCUUCGGAUUGAAUCUUCAGAAGAAAAUGACUUUAUCGUGGGUGAGAUGAAAUCACAUGGCAUGUAUUUUAUUUGGAUUGACUGCAAUGCUAUAAACACGGAUGAACUCUGCUAUACUGCUGAUAACACACUGACAUCUUAUGAGAGCUGGACCACAGGAAAUCCUUUGGAAAUUCUUGGCAACUGUGCUAAAGUAUACUAUGGUAUCUGGUACAGUACAGUUUGUACAGAGGCGAAUGGUGUUGUCUGUGAGAUGAACAUCAUCCCACCACAAGUCAAACUUACAAAGUCAACCCCAGUAUUAUCAUGCUAUGUUCUUGAUGAUAACGGCCAGCUACAUGUACCAGUCUAA
Asterias rubens (European starfish) is the source of this 546-nucleotide messenger RNA. Its product is annotated as snaclec coagulation factor IX/factor X-binding protein subunit A-like. The record is from RefSeq and is a predicted model, not a curated record. Gene Ontology annotation, molecular function: signaling receptor activity. The coding region runs from base 1 to 546 and encodes 181 amino acids. The transcript has a single exon. Lineage: Eukaryota; Metazoa; Echinodermata; Asteroidea; Forcipulatida; Asteriidae.